This is a messenger RNA of Ascochyta rabiei, 5817 nucleotides long. Its product is annotated as Non-specific serine/threonine protein kinase. NCBI's taxonomy places the organism in Eukaryota, Fungi, Ascomycota, Dothideomycetes, Pleosporales, Didymellaceae. Gene Ontology annotation, biological process: peptidyl-serine phosphorylation; phosphorelay signal transduction system. Gene Ontology annotation, molecular function: ATP binding; protein serine/threonine kinase activity. Bases 1 to 5817 code for a protein of 1938 amino acids. The transcript is spliced from 2 exons. The record is from RefSeq and is a predicted model, not a curated record. Gene Ontology annotation, cellular component: nucleus; cytoplasm.
AUGUACGAGGUGCAGCCCACCACGCUGGCACCGCCUGCAGUCACCGCACUGAGGAAGGAGGCCACGGCGUCUGCCGCCCAGCAACGCGUCAACAUGGAGCGCACAGUCAGCCAAGACAUGCGCGAGGAGAGGCAGGACUUGAAGGAGGCCGCCGAGCACAGCCUGAACAUCAUCAUGGACCUCGACCUCGCCGGCAAGGUCCGCUACGUCAGCCCCUCGUGGAGGCAGAUCGUCGGCACCGUGCCCGACGACCUCGUGGGCAAGCCUGUGCUCGACAUCAUCUUCGCCGGCCAAGCUGGCUUUGCCGAGACCAUCGAGUCGGUCAGAAAGUACGACUCCAGAAGUCACAUCGCCCGCUUCUCCGUCCUCAUGGGCCCGCAGUCCAUACUGCGGCGCAAACGCUCAAAGCCGGCGGUCCAAGGCGAGCCGCAAUCCCUGCCGCCGUCGCCCACGUGCGCCGACGACGACAAGGAGGAGCACAUCCUGAACCUCGAAGCGCAGGGCAUUAUGGUGUACGACCGUGCCACAGGCGCCGAGAGUCAUACAAUGUGGAUGGUCCGCCCCUCGGUCCUGCGUGAGGUCACCAUCGACCUCCCCGAGGAGCUCGUCGAGUCUCUGGGCGUCGGAGCCGAAGUGCUGGCCCACUACCUGACGGGCCUGGCCGAGCAGGGCGCCAACGAUCCGCGAAACUAUCCGCCGCCGCUCCCUGUCUUGUGUCGCAUCUGCGAGCGGCACAUCACCCCUUGGUGGUUCGAGAAGCACUCGGAGCUGUGCCUGCAGGAGCACCGCGCCGAGAUGGACGUCCAGAUGGCCCAGGAGACUUUGUCAGAGCACCGCAACGCCAUUGUCAGAGUCCUCGACAUCCUCGAGGCGCAAGCUCGACCGUCCAGGGCGGCUCCUGCAGACCCCGCCGCUCUGAUUCAGCCACCUGAGUACCAGGGCCACCUGAUUCAACCACUCUCCGCCCCGUCCUCUGGAACCCAGUCUGGACGCAACUCACCUGCCUCUCCGCCCUCGAGAUCUCGCGAGCGCUCGGGGGGCUCUGGCUUUGGACACCACCGCGCACGGUCUUUUGCCGUUCGACGGCCACUGGCCCGUAUCGUGGAGCUGGUGCUGGAUCUGUGCGAUACAGCGCUCGAAGUGAACACGCCCGCCAUCAAAGACAACAUUCGUGCGGCUUCUGAGAUCCGCACGCAGUCGCCUCAGUCGGAAAACCGCAUCUCGCAGGUACUGCAAUGGCAGUCGCCCACGUCAGGCUCAUCCGACUUCAGCGACGGCCUCAAGAUGCUUUGUGAGGACACCAACCGGCUAGCCAAAGCCAAGAUCGAUGCCGUCUUCAGACACCGCCAGAUCCUCGAGUACUCGGAACGACUCCGUAUCGAGUUUGACAUUCUGGUUCAAGAAUGCAUAGAGGCAGCCAUCAUCAAGGCUGCACGUAUAGCUGCCGGGGAAGACAGCUCCUCCGACGAGCAGACCGAAGAGGAGCCACAAUCCAAUGCCAACGACAUACCUACAGGCGAGGAAGGCAUCUUCCCUGGAUCAUUCGACGCUCCGUCCGCCAUGGCUCACGCCCUGCGCAAUGUCUCAGAUACCUCGCUACCUAUGCGUGUGGGUCGCCGAGAGUCUGUUGCGGACUCGACACGCUCCAGUAGCCCUAGAGGAGGCUGCCAGACACCCAGAUCACAUGCUGGUGCGAUCAGUAUUGCAAGCCAGAGUAACCGACGAUCUAUGCAUUUCGAGAGCGAUGCAGGUAUGGAGAGCGAUACCAGCAUGCGGUCUUCAGUGUUUUCUGGCCCUCGACGAGCGGACUCACCAGCGAACUCGGAGCUCGGCCUGAGCAGGGUGGCUAGUUCACGAGAACGGAAGCGCAAGAGCUUGAUCCUCCCGAGCGUAUUGUCCAGUCGACAGCAAUCGCCUGCCCGCACCAUGCACCCAGCACCGCCAGUAUCCCCGCUGCGAACCAACAAACCCCGUCUGCCCACUGCCUUGGACGCUUUGCAGUCACCCAUCACGUCGCCGGUACUCACAACGACCGAGUUCUCCUCUCCCGCUAUGGCCAUGGCCAUCAACCAUCACCGCAGGCAGUCGUCUACAGCGGGCUCAGACGGCGCCAGGGCCUUGUCGCCACGUCUGCUGCCGGUCACCCAACCGCAGCCGCGUGCUGUUCCGCCCUCGAUCAAAGACUUCGAGGUCGUCAAGCCUAUCAGCAAAGGUGCCUUUGGCAGUGUCUAUCUGGCCAAGAAGAAGUCCACAGGCGAAUACUACGCCAUCAAAGUUCUCAAGAAGGCUGACAUGGUCGCCAAGAACCAGGUCACCAACGUGAAGGCUGAGCGAGCCAUCAUGAUGUGGCAAGGAGAGAGCGACUUUGUUGCAAAGCUUUACUGGACGUUCUCAAGCAAGGAUUACUUGUACCUUGUCAUGGAGUACUUGAACGGUGGCGACUGCGCUUCGCUCAUCAAAGUUCUCGGUGCUCUGCCUGAAGACUGGGCGAAGAAGUACCUGGCUGAGGUCGUGCUUGGUGUCGAGCAUCUACACAGCCGCAGCAUUGUGCAUCGCGAUCUCAAGCCAGACAAUCUGUUGAUCGAUGCAAAGGGCCACCUCAAGCUUACUGAUUUCGGUCUAUCACGAAUGGGUAUGAUCGGUCGACAGAAGCGUGCACUCAAGUCGGAUCCAAACGAGGCCGCUCCUGACUUGCUCAAAACUGGACCCUUCCAUCGCGCAGCUUCUGGCUCGUCUGCGUCUCGGUCUGCCUCGUUCGAUCUGAACCCAUCGCCAUCGACGACUCCAUCAAUGACCCCGGCACUUGCUGGCGACCUCGGUCAGCCUUCGUACUUUACUCUCAGCCGGGACACAUCUCAUAGCCGCGAACAGUCCAGAAGAGCAUCGGGCAACCGUAGCGACAGCGCUGAUAGCGAUGCCUUGCACGCCAUGUUCCGCCGGUUCUCGAUCGCAGAUUCCAACUUCAGCCACGGACAGCGAUCACCGAUUGAAGAAGAGGAUUUCAGCGACAACGCAUCCCCAGACAUCCUAGCACCUUCAAUGAGCAACUCCACUGUUGCGUACGCUCAAAAUCAAACACCGCCUGCGACGUCGCACAUGCCUCCUCCGCACAUGGCUCUCUUCGACCCGGACGACAGCAACAGGAAGUUUGUGGGUACGCCCGACUAUCUAGCACCAGAAACCAUCGCCGGUAACGGACAGGACGAAGUCAGCGAUUGGUGGUCCCUUGGGUGCAUCUUGUUCGAGUGUUUAUACGGCUACCCGCCGUUUCACGCUGACACACCAGAUGAAGUGUUCCAGAAUAUCCUUGCGCGGCGAAUCGACUGGCCUUCCGACGACGAUGAUGUUUACGACAUCUCGGAUGAUGCAAAAGACCUCAUGAACCGUCUCAUGUGCUCUGACCCAGCCAAGCGUUUGGGUGCGAACGCCGAGGACAAGUACGCCAGUGGUGGCGAAGAGAUCAGAAGUCAUCCCUGGUUCGCUGACCUCAACUGGGACACUCUGCGCGACGACGAAGCUUCUUUCAUUCCAGCCCCCGAGAACCCCGAGGACACGGAGUACUUCGAUACCAGAGGAGCCGCCAUGGCCAACUUCUCACCUGAGUUCGAAGACCAAGGAGCGUCAUCAGCCGGCACGCCCAGCGCAGAUUACCCAGAUCGACCUCACGAUGCUUUGUCUCGAGUGCGAUCACAGGUCAGCGUCUCGACUAUGAAGCGAGGCCUCAUACCAUUGCACAUUCCAGCUCACGUUCGCGAAGGCCGGUCUAGGAGACUCAGCGAGCCCAUGGCCACGGACGACUUUGGCAACUUUAGUUACAAGAACUUGCCAGUGCUGGAAAAGGCCAACAAGGACGUGAUCCAGAAGCUCCGCGCAGAGGCAAUGCUGCCGCAGAACAAACCUGCCUCAGCCCUCCAGUCACCUUCGAUCGUUUCGCCCUCGCCGUCUCUCGAGACCAGUCCAAUGCUGCCGGGCCAGCUGAAGCGUACCCUGUCGACCAAGGCUGGUGGCAGGCCAUCGUCACCGUCAGUCAGUGGCCCAGCUUCUUCGCCUAGUCGAGGCUCGCAGCCUUCCUCGCCUCUACUUGUGCAGUUCAGUACUGGCCAGCACCACGAGCGACGUAAAACAUCAAGCAGUUCCUCUACGUUGUCGCACUCUACAAGCAAUCCUGGAUCUCUCCAGCCGGGUAGCUUCUUCGAUCCUUCGCGUCUAUCGGGCUUGAGACCUUCACCAGAAAUGAUCUCACCAGGGAAGUCGUCGAAGGCCGGGUCAGCCUUGUCGUCGUCCUUUUCGGAGAAGAUGGGAGCGAGCCCACGUCAGUCUUCGGCUGGACCGGCAAAUUCGUCACCACGUGCCAGGUCACAAACAGUCGGUUCGCAGGACGGCGACGUGGUGAGAGACGUACUACCGGGUCACCACAAACGGCGAAGUCAGGUACUUGAUGUCUCGCCGUCGUCGUCGGACACGGAAGACUCGCGGGCCAAGGCACUUUUGCGAGUACAAAGACGAAGGCAGAGCUCUCGUAGGCUGUCUCAGAUCAGCUUUGGUGACGGUCCAUUCUUUCGACCUCUUGACGUCCUCAUCUGCGAGGACCACCCCGUAUCCAGACUUGUCAUGGAGAAGCUCCUCGAGAAGCUGCGCUGUCGGACGCUGACUGUCAACAACGGAUCUGAAGCCAUCCGCUACGCCAUGGGUGAAGUCAAGUUCGACAUCAUCAUGAUGGAGUUCCGAUUACCGCAGGUCAACGGCGCAGAUGUGGCUCGCAUGAUCAGGGACACGAAGAACGCAAACACGACUACGCCUAUCGUUGCAGUGACCGGCUACCUGAAGGAGUUGCAGGCACCCCAUUACUUCGACGCUCUAAUCGAGAAGCCGCCGACAAUCGCUAAGCUUACGGAUACGCUUGGCCGAUUGUGUCAGUGGAAGCCACCUCCACCCAACUGGGCGCCUACGCAGACGUACCCCUCCAUGAUGCCCUCUGGGCUGCGACAAGAGUCUACACGACAAGAAGAUAGCCCGAUAACGAACUCGUCAGGCUGUUCCCAGGCACCUUCGGGGAGCUAUCGUGGAUCUAGCCGCGAAGACUCGAUCAGCUCGAGCUUCUUUGGCGACAACGACAGCCGCACCAGCGAAGAUGUGCCGGUCGUGAUUGCACGUCACGGCACGGAUGACUGGCGCGAGCGGGAUAUAGCUCAUGCCAUGAGUGGACUCGGCAUUUCCGACGAUGCAGCCAACGUGGACGCCAAUCAGAUGGUGCAGAAGCGAGGUGGUGCACCUGACCUGCGCCCUGAGCUACCGCACGAAGCCUCUGCACCGGCGGUGCUGGAAGCGGCAACGAUCCGCCGACAACGAUCUGCCGAGAAAGUAGGUGCCAAACGACGCCUUCUCGAAACACGCAAGCAUGAGUCUGCCGAGUCUGGUGACGACGAGGACGAGGAGCUGGGCCACACGAUGGCGACAAGGUCAAGAAGCCCAAAGACGCGUCCCAAGUCGUCGUCGAAGCUGGGCAUCGAGAUGAUGCGCACCAAUAGCAGAGGCAGCGUCAUCUCAGUCGACACGGAUAUGGGGGCCUCGGAUUCCGCGCUGGCCUCUGCCCCGCCUCCCGUGAUCACGGAGGACACGGCGGCCGAGGAGCGCGAGGCCAAUCUCGCGACGCCUGACGUGCCACACAUGUCGCUCACACCGCCUGAGAUGUUCGCAGCGAUGCCGGGAAAAGAGGUGGUUGAUAUGGACAUGGGCACGCCCAGACAGGAGGACGGUGCAGCAACGCCUGACCCGGAUCCCACGCCACGAGCCAGCUCGACGCAGAGGGGUUCUUAG